This is a messenger RNA of Lemur catta (Ring-tailed lemur), 3151 nucleotides long. RefSeq names its product thymidine kinase 2 (gene TK2). The transcript is spliced from 11 exons. Bases 61 to 873 code for a protein of 270 amino acids. The record is from RefSeq and is a predicted model, not a curated record. Gene Ontology annotation, cellular component: cytoplasm; mitochondrion. Gene Ontology annotation, molecular function: deoxynucleoside kinase activity; ATP binding. Gene Ontology annotation, biological process: nucleobase-containing compound metabolic process. Lineage: Eukaryota; Metazoa; Chordata; Mammalia; Primates; Lemuridae.
GCCGCUCGCACCGACUCGCGCAGGAAGGAAACUCGGGCCUCCGCAUCCGCCCGGCCAGCCAUGCUGCUGAGGCCGCUGCGGGGCUGGGCCGCCCGGGCGCUGCGCAGCGCUGGGCCGGGGAGCCCCGGCAUCCCCGCGAUCCCCGCCUCGGGCCCCGGUCUCCGGGGCACUCAGCGCCUGGCCUGGCCUCGGGAUAAAGAUAGAGAACAGGAAAAAGAGAAAAAAUCAGUGAUCUGUGUUGAGGGGAAUAUUGCCAGUGGGAAGACGACAUGCCUGGAAUUCUUCUCCAACAAUACAGACGUCGAGGUAUUAAAGGAGCCUGUGCUCAAGUGGAGAAAUGUCCGUGGCCAUAAUCCUCUGGGUCUGAUGUACAGCGAUGCCAGUCGAUGGGGCCUCACGCUGCAGACGUAUGUGCAGCUCACCAUGCUGGACCAACAUACCCGUCCUCAGAUGUCACCAGUACGGUUGAUGGAGAGGUCGAUUCACAGCGCAAGAUACAUUUUUGUAGAAAACCUGUAUAGAAGUGGGAAGAUGCCUGAAGUGGACUAUGUGGUUCUGUCCGAGUGGUUUGACUGGAUCGUGCGGAACACCGAUGUGUCUGUUGAUCUGAUAGUUUAUCUCCGGACGACUCCUGAGACUUGUCACCAGAGGCUAAAGAUGAGAUGCAGGGACGAGGAGAAGGCCAUUCCACUGGAAUACCUGAGCGCUAUUCACCACCUGUACGAGGAGUGGCUCGUCAAAGGAAGCCUGUUCCCCAUGACUGCCCCUGUUCUGGUGCUUGAGGCCGACCACCACAUGGAGAAAAUGUUGGAACUCUUCGAACAAAACCGGGACCGAAUAUUAACUCCAGAGUAUCGGAAGCAUGGCCCAUAGGACGGGAAAGGGUCCGAACUGUCCAGGGUGGCACUGGAGCCCUCUGGCCGCUGCUGGCGUGAGCUACUACUGUUCUCCAUUCACACUUGCAUUCAGAUUCAGACAACGACCCCUUCCAGGGCACAAGUAAGAUGAGCUUGGAGGGUCUGAGGGGACUUUGCUGGAGGCUUUGGGAGGUGGGGGAAGGUAAGAGGGCAGUUGACACCCACAGCCUGGACCACAUGCUCUGGCAUCACCCUCUGGGCCCCACCUCCCUCUGCCCUCUGCCCCCGAGUCACAUCACCCUCACCACCCUGCACUGCAACAUCCUGGGCUCAGCCCGCCUUCCACGCAAGUUCUAGCCCCGUGAGGACCAAGACGACCUUGUCCUCGUUCCCAUGACAUGAGCGACUGAAUUCACCGAAUGAGUGAGUGUGGACCUUCAGGAAUGAUGUUACCCAGCUUGUUUUGACCUCUCAGUUUCUCUUCCCGUCCCCUUUCAUUCCCAUCUGAACCCUUCACCUGGAUAACAAGUGUCUCCCCAACCCACGAACCUGGGGAAAACAUGAGCCAGAAAAAUCUUCCUGUGGACCCCCGCAGAGUCCCACCGUUAGAUCUGGGGAAGGGUGGUGAUAUUUAAAACACAGGGUAGGUAAAAGAUGUUUCUAAGAUCUGAUGACUGUGGGCCAGCUCUGCUUCCCUAAAGUCCUGGGGUGGGGUCGGGGAGCACACUUCAGAUGUUUACCUGUUUGUGGAAUGCAGACCACCCAUCCCCUUGGCCUCUCCACCUUGAACAGUUAGUAAAAUAAUUGACAAACUUGGAAAUGUCAGUUCUCCAUUGUUCAGAAUAUAAUAACAGUGAUACAUGGCCUGGCUCCCGUGGGCUUGGGACAGGAUUGCUCACCGAAGGCCCCAGGGUCACUGGCACUGCCUUCAUUUUCCUAAUAACCCCAACCCCGCAGCUCUCCUAAGGCUGGAGUGAGUUUUAUAUUCCUCUGGUUUACAUAACAGGGUGAACUUGGCAAAAGCUGUCAUUAAACAGAAGCCAAGAGAAAGUCUAUCUCGUGGAAUCCAGAGUUGAUACUGACAUUUACUGCUCUCCACAGGAGCUAUCUUCUUGAAUUUCUGUAUUUCUUGGCUUUUUCUUCUUCAAGAGUAGUGCGUACCAGACUGGGCUCCGUCGGGUGUCCUGGGAGAUAGUUAAUAGGUAUUCUGAGAAAAGAGGGAUCCUUGGUCUAGGAAGUUUGGGAAACUCCCUGUGAACUCUCCCUGAGAUGCCCAAGGUACAACAGCCUAGCUAAAACUCAAGAAGUCCUGAGAUAAGAAUGCCUUUUAAACUUUGUUUAAGCCAGGGGCUCUCACACGGACUUGCCGAUGGAACUCCGUAUCUGGGCGCUACCACUGAUACUCGCAGCAGCUCUGUUAUUUCUGGAACUCAAGCUGGGAAUCACUGUUUUCAGCUGAUGUGCAGCUGCUCGUGCCUCCAGCUUCUGUGCCCUUUGGGAUUCUCCAGCUCAGUGGUUCUCGGACUUUAGAGCGUCCGGAUCGCAGGGAGGGCUUGUUGAAACCGAGAUUGCUGGGGCCCAUUCUCACAGUUUCUAACUCAGCAGGGCGGCCGAGGGCCUGGGCAUUUGUUUUCUAACAACUUUCCAGCGAUGCUGGAGAGGCUGGUCCAGGGACCACCUUUUGAGAACCACCUCUCGAGAUUUGUGCUUUCUAGAAUCGGACAUCCAGGAGUUCAAAGAGGCUUGGCAUAUGAUUCAACCUCUAGUGAGUGCUGGUUAUCUUAUCUGUCACAACCUCCCAGGGUGGCUGUGAGGAAGACUGACCUGGCAUAGGGAAGGAGCCCGGAUCAGGGUCUGGGAUACAGCAAAUGCCCGACACAUGUUAAGUUCAGCCGACGUGCCUAGGAAAAAUAGGCCGUGGUGCAGCUAGUGAGUGGGCUUGGUAACCGCAGGAACUGGCACCUUCCAUCGGAGUGGCACAGAUGCCAGCUUGAACAGCUUAAUCAGGGACCAUCUUGACUGACCUGUUAAAGAUUUGCAUGAUAAAAACCACCAUAAACAAAGUUAAAAGGUAAUCAACAAACUGGGAGAAAAUAUUCCCAACAUAUAUUAUUAGACAAAAGGCUAAUGUCCCUAAAUACCCAUAAGGAAUUCUUAAAAAUGAAAGACAAAGGGUCAAAAAUCCAGUAGAAAAGUGAGAAAAAGACAGACAAGGCUCUGCUUUCCAGCCUGUUGGAAUGGCCGCCCCACAGGCUGCGACCCUUUAUGAGAAAUAAAGCUCUCCUUUCUCUAAA